Messenger RNA from Elaeis guineensis (African oil palm), 1029 nucleotides. RefSeq names its product large ribosomal subunit protein eL13z. Gene Ontology annotation, molecular function: structural constituent of ribosome; RNA binding. The record is from RefSeq and is a predicted model, not a curated record. NCBI's taxonomy places the organism in Eukaryota, Viridiplantae, Streptophyta, Magnoliopsida, Arecales, Arecaceae. Gene Ontology annotation, biological process: translation. Gene Ontology annotation, cellular component: ribosome; cytosolic large ribosomal subunit.
GCUUUAAAGCUAGGGUUUUGGAGCGUUGCAUCUUUUUUUCCGGCGGCUCCGGAGAUAACAAAGGGGAAAACCCCGGAGACGACCCGGCCGACCGCGGCGGAGCUAGCAAGCGAGAGGGCGUCGAUUUCCGGUGAAGAGUCAUGGUUAAACACAACAAUGUUGUGCCAAAUGGGCACUUCAAGAAGCACUGGCAGAAUUAUGUGAGGACUUGGUUCAACCAACCAGCUCGCAAAACCAGAAGACGCAUUGCUAGACAGAAAAAGGCUGUGAAGAUUUUCCCACGUCCUACUGCUGGACCCCUCCGCCCCAUUGUUCAAUGUCAGACCCUCAAGUACAACAUGAAAUCUAGAGCAGGCAGGGGUUUUACCCUAGAGGAGCUUAAGGCAGCAGGGAUUCCAAAAAAGCUUGCUCCUACCAUUGGAAUUGCAGUUGAUCACCGCCGAAAGAACCGUUCCCUGGAGGGUCUCCAAGCAAAUGUCCAAAGACUUAAAACAUACAAGGCCAAAUUAGUUAUCUUCCCAAGACAUGCACGCAAGUUUAAGGCUGGUGAUUCUGCACCAGAGGAGCUUGCAACUGCAAGCCAGGUCCAGGGACCAUACAUGCCCAUUGUUCAUGAGAAGCCUUCUGUUGAGCUUGUAAAGGUCACCGAUGAGAUGAAAUCAUUCAGGGCCUAUGCCAAGCUUCGUGUUGAGCGGAUGAACCAACGCCAAGUGGGUGCCAGGAUGAAGAAGGCUGCGGAGGCAGAGAAGGAAGAAAAGAAGUAACUUAUACUUCAGUUUAAGGUUAUUGAACUUCUUUUUCCCCAAUCUCAAUGUCGUUAGGUCUGACUUUGAGUGCUUGCUUUUCCUAUGGUCUUUACCAAAGAACUUGAAGAGAGCGUUAGAUGUACUUGAUUUGGAGCACUUCUGCUUUAAUGUUGUUUUGAACUUGACUGUUUGAGUGGUUUGUUAUCAUUGCUGACGUUCCAGUCUGCAUUCCAAGAACCUCUAAUAUAUCCAUUGUGAAGUCACAAUGAAAAUAUUUCAAUCA